Molecule: messenger RNA, 1954 nt
Organism: Theobroma umbraticum
Lineage: Eukaryota; Viridiplantae; Streptophyta; Magnoliopsida; Malvales; Malvaceae
Product: Flavin containing amine oxidoreductase family
Biological process (GO): porphyrin-containing compound biosynthetic process
Cellular component (GO): chloroplast thylakoid
Molecular function (GO): protoporphyrinogen oxidase activity, oxygen as acceptor
Source: RefSeq, a predicted model, not a curated record
GUCACACUCUACAUUUCCUCUUGAAGAUAACACAAUCUAGCCCAAGUCGUCGUUUCACCCGCGCACAUCGGUGAAUAUCCACUUAUUUUAAUUACAGUCUCCUUUCUCGUUCUCGCUCGCUAGGCCCCGUCAGCCAUGAUCGCUCUAACGGACAUCUCUCUUCUCCGCUCGUCGCCCUUCGUUUUUCCCUUCUCCAUACCCAGACACCAAAUUCUGCCCCGCGUUUACAAACCUUUCAAGCUCCGAUGCUCCAUCGCGGAGGGGCCCACAAUUUCCUCAUCGAAGAUCGAAGGCGGAGAAUCAACAAUUGCGGAUUGUGUGAUCGUAGGAGGCGGCAUCAGCGGGCUGUGCAUUGCCCAAGCUCUUGCCACCAAGCACCGUGACGUCGCUUCCAAUGUGAUCGUGACGGAAGCCAGAGACCGGGUCGGUGGCAACAUCACUACCGUUGAGAGAGAUGGAUAUCUGUGGGAAGAAGGGCCUAACAGUUUCCAGCCGUCUGAUCCUAUUCUCACCAUGGCGGUGGAUAGUGGAUUGAAGGAUGAUUUAGUUUUAGGUGACCCUGAUGCGCCGCGAUUUGUAAUAUGGGAGGGCAAAUUAAGGCCUGUACCCUCCAAGCCAACUGAUUUACCGGUUUUUGAUUUAAUGAGCAUCGGUGGAAAACUUAGGGCUGGAUUGGGUGCUCUUGGCAUUCGGCCUCCUCCUCCAGGUCAUGAAGAAUCAGUGGAGGAGUUUGUGCGUCGUAAUCUUGGUGCUGAAGUUUUUGAGCGCUUGAUUGAACCAUUUUGUUCAGGCGUUUAUGCUGGGGAUCCUUCAAAAUUAAGCAUGAAAGCAGCAUUCGGCAGAGUAUGGAAGCUUGAACAGAUUGGUGGUAGCAUCAUUGGUGGCACUUUCAAGACGAUCCAGGAGAGAAAUAAAACACCUAAGCCUCCCCGGGACCCGCGUCUACCGAAACCCAAGGGCCAAACAGUUGGAUCUUUUAGGAAGGGACUUGCCAUGCUGCCUGAGGCAAUUGCUACUAGCUUGGUUGGCAGCGUUAAAUUGUCAUGGAAGCUCUCCAGCAUUACUAAAUUGGAAAAUGGAGGGUAUAGUUUGACUUAUGAAACACCAGAAGGAAUGGUCUCUCUUCAGAGUAGAAGUGUUGUCAUGACCAUUCCAUCCCAUGUUGCAAGUAACCUGUUGCAUCCUCUCUCGGCUGCUGCUGCUGAUGCACUAUCCCAAGUUUAUUACCCACCAGUUGCAUCAGUCACAGUCUCAUAUCCAAAAGAAGCUAUUCGAAGAGAAUGUUUGAUUGACGGUGAGCUUAAGGGGUUUGGCCAAUUGCACCCUCGCAGCCAAGGCAUUGAAACUCUAGGUACAAUAUACAGUUCAUCACUUUUCCCCAAUCGAGCUCCAUCUGGCAGAGUUUUGCUCUUGAACUACAUUGGAGGAGCUACCAAUCCUGGAAUUUUGUCCAAGACUGAAGGUGAACUUGUAGAAGCGGUUGACCGUGAUUUAAGAAAAAUGCUUAUAAAUCCUAACGCAAAGGGUCCCCAUGUAUUGGGAGUGAGAGUAUGGCCACAAGCAAUUCCUCAAUUCUUGGUUGGUCAUUUGGAUCUCCUUGAUACUGCCAAAACUGCUCUCAUGGAUUCUGGGUUCCAUGGGCUGUUUCUAGGGGGCAACUACAUAUCUGGUGUGGCAUUAGGACGAUGUGUGGAAGGUGCAUACGAGGUUGCGGCUGAAGUGAAGGACUUCCUAUCACAAUAUGCAUACAAAUAAUGUAGAAUUUUAGGUGGAGGCUGCAUGUGUAGAAAUGCAUUUUUGGCUGGUAUCUCUUUAGCUAAAAUUUUAGAUAGCCUUUGAUCAAAAUGCGGUUCCUUGACAGGUUUAGGAGUUUUCGUUAGCAUUCUAUAUUUGUAAAAUACUACUAAUUAUCAUGUUGCAAUAUCAUUCUUGACAACAGUUAUACCAUUCUUAA